AUGGGUUGGUUUUCAUGGCUUUAUUAUAUGAUCCUCCUCUUUUUUAUUUCUUCCUCUGUCUCUUCUUCAUCAAUACCUCUAUCCUCUGCCCCUCCUCCGUUUCCUUCCUUUCCAUCGUGUCACAUUGACGACAGCAAAGCUUUGCUCCAAUUCAAGAACUCAUUUUCCAUUGAUCAUACCCUAUCUUGUGGUGCUGAUUUCCCUCCUCCAACAAUCUUUUGGGAGAGUGGCACAGAUUGUUGUGGAUGGAUCGGACUCACCUGUAAUAACAUAACAGGUCAUGUGAUCGGCCUCGAUCUUACUUGCUGCAUGCUUUGGGGAAUUAUUCAUUCCAACAGCAGCCUUUUCCUCCUUCGCCAUCUCCAGACACUAAUCCUCUCAUUGGACAAUGAUUUCAGAGGCUCCACCAUUCCCCCUGAAUUUGGUACGUUUACAGAUUUGUUGCACCUUGAAAUCUGGUCUGCUAAUUUUGCAGGGGAUAUACCACUCGAAAUAUCCUACCUAUCUAAGCUUCAAACACUUGAAGUUUAUAGUGGAAAUCAACAACUGAGACUAAACACAUCUACCUUUAAAAGAAUUGUCACAAACCUAACCAACCUCCAAAACCUCACUCUGGCUGAUGUUGAUAUGUCUCGUAUUGAUCUUUGCUUCUUUGAUGAAUUUGUCAUCUUCUUUGAUAUCCCUUUGCCUCUUUUACUUUCACUCAGGAUAUUGGACCUUUCUGGAACAAAUUUCUCAAUAGAUAUACUUGAUCCAACUAGAAAUUUGAAGUCAUUGGACGGAUUGUACCUUAGCAACUGCAGGUUAAUAGGAUCAUAUCCUGUUUUGUUUGGUAACCUUACACAGCUUGCUUCCGUAGGCCUCUCCAAUAAUAAUAUCAGUGGCCAGAUCCCAUGGUCGUCUUUUAAUCCAAAGCGUCUCACUUACUUAAGUCUUGCAGAGAGAAUUCCAUGGAAAAACCUGCAAUUUCUCGAUCUACACUCCAACAUCCUUCAUGGACAUCUUCCAAUUCCACCACCAUCCGUUGAAGUCUUUUCUAUAUCACACAAUCAACUGAUUGGGGAGGUACCUUUACUGAUUUGCAACCUUAGUUCCCUUGAAGUUCUUGAUUUGGCUAAUAAUGGUAUGAGUGGGAAACUUCCUCCAUGUAUUGGAAAUUUAAGUGGCAGUCUCUCAGUUUUGGAUAUACGAAUGAAUAAGUUUCAUGGAACGAUUCCUAGACAAUUGUUUGCAAAGGAAAACAUAUUAAGGAAUCUGAACUUGAAUGGAAAUGAAUUUGAAGGUUCAUUGCCGCGAUCUUUGCUCAACUGUAAGAAGUUGGAGGUUUUGGACAUUGGAAACAACCAUAUAAAUGGUAUGUUUCCCCACUGGUUGGAGUCUCUUCAAAUGCUGUAA
Messenger RNA from Ziziphus jujuba (common jujube), 1395 nucleotides. Its product is annotated as receptor-like protein 43. The coding region runs from base 1 to 1395 and encodes 464 amino acids. Gene Ontology annotation, molecular function: protein binding. The transcript has 3 exons. Lineage: Eukaryota; Viridiplantae; Streptophyta; Magnoliopsida; Rosales; Rhamnaceae. The record is from RefSeq and is a predicted model, not a curated record.